Messenger RNA from Heterobilharzia americana, 876 nucleotides. The record is from the annotation of a GenBank genome assembly. NCBI's taxonomy places the organism in Eukaryota, Metazoa, Platyhelminthes, Trematoda, Strigeidida, Schistosomatidae.
AUGCCGACAAUUGAUAAGGCCCUAGCUGUGUUGAGAAAGUAUCCCCGAGUUUGUCAUAAGAAUAUUACAGACCUACCGGGCAGUAGGCAGCCGAAAUAUCAUGGUUUGCAAAGGAAAAAGAUGGGUUUAGGACAUCGUGGUAUGUCUCAACACCAGACAUACCCACCGUUGGGGGUAUUAGGUGAAAAAACACCAUUUUAUCUCUCGGUUCCAAAAGAACCGUAUAAUAAAAGCAGCAUAUCUGCAACUAAUCUUCUCCGAAUAUCUCUUCUGGAGCUUCAGCGAUUGAUAGAUCUUAAUCGAAUUGACCCAUCAGAGCCUAUAGAUAUUUCAACAUUGUGUAAUACUAACCUUUAUCAACUAAAUGUGGAUCAUGAUCGCCAUUAUGGUUUUCAUCUUACUGAAGAAGGAAUUGACAAUUUCAUAUCUCCUGUUAAUAUUGAAGUACAGUAUGCCAGUGAAGAGGUGAUUGCAGCAGUGGAACGAGUGGGAGGAAUUAUAUGCAAUCGCUUUUACGACCUCUAUUCCGUUUGGGUAAAAUCCGAUCCUCAAGGAUUCUUCACAAAAGGUAUCCCAAUUCCAAAGGCCAAAAUGCCUCCUAACACGUUGGUUCCAUUUUACGCAAAUGCUGAAUCUCGAGGUUACUUAGCAGAUCCUGACGCCGUAGCUAAGGCUCGAAUUUGGUUGGCCCAAAAAUACGGAUAUCGUCCUUUUGAUUUAAAUUCAUUAUCAGAAUCCACUCGAAAGCUAAUGUCUAUGCGAAAGGAUCCAAGACAAAUAUUUUACGGAUUGGAACCUGGGUGGCUAGUUAGCAUUCCUGACAAAGUUGUUCUGAAGCCUAAGUCUGAUCUGUUGAAAAGUUAUUAUCGAUCUUAA